AUGGCCGUGGUUUUGCAGCUGGCAUCCUUCUGCGUGGCAUUCAGUUCAACCCUCUUCCUCAUUGCAGCCACUUGGACAGACUGCUGGAUGGUCAAUGCCGAUGACAGCUUAGAGGUCAGUCACAAAUGCCGGGGGCUUUGGAGGGAGUGCGUCACCAACAUGCAAGACGGCAUCCGGACCUGUGACCAGUACGAUUCCAUUUUAGCCGACCAUCCAUUGAAAAUCGUGGUCACCCGGGCAUUGCUGAUCACGGCCGAUAUCCUCUCUGGAUUUGCUUUGGCCUUUCUGGUGUUAAGUCUUGACUGUGUCAAGUUUCUCAAGGAUGAGCCCCAGGUCAAGCUGAAGAUGUGCUACUCGUCGGGAUUAGUGCUCGGAGUUGGAAGCGUCCUUGGAUUGGUGGGCUCCAUUUGGUACGCCGUCGACGUCUACAUGGAAAGAGCCACUUUGGUGCUCCAUGGCGUGUUCUUGGGCGUCCACUACGACUUUGGCUGGUCUUGCUGGAUGGGCAUGGCUGGAUCCGUGGGGUGCUUGGUGGCAUCCAUUGCACUCACCUGCUGCCUUUAUGCCAUCAAAGCAGACUCUGCCCCUUCCAGGAGAUUUCAACGCACCGUGUACCACUCACGAACCGUCCCAUCCAAGAUGUAUGCCGUCGCUUCCCGAGUGUGA
Messenger RNA from Sceloporus undulatus (fence lizard), 666 nucleotides. RefSeq names its product claudin-16-like. Gene Ontology annotation, biological process: bicellular tight junction assembly; cell adhesion. Bases 1 to 666 code for a protein of 221 amino acids. Gene Ontology annotation, molecular function: structural molecule activity. The transcript has 5 exons. Lineage: Eukaryota; Metazoa; Chordata; Lepidosauria; Squamata; Phrynosomatidae. The record is from RefSeq and is a predicted model, not a curated record. Gene Ontology annotation, cellular component: bicellular tight junction; plasma membrane.